Messenger RNA from Portunus trituberculatus (swimming crab), 1013 nucleotides. RefSeq lists its product as uncharacterized. Bases 76 to 1002 code for a protein of 308 amino acids. The record is from RefSeq and is a predicted model, not a curated record. Lineage: Eukaryota; Metazoa; Arthropoda; Malacostraca; Decapoda; Portunidae. The transcript is spliced from 2 exons.
AGAGAGGACGUGUGCGACUUUGUUCCUGUUUUGUGAAGAGUUUUUUCCUGGAUCCCACAAGAAGUAAGAACUAGAAUGGCUGUGGACGAUUGCAAGGUGUGUUUGGAGAGUGUUUCUGCUACGUGCAGUGGUGUGGUGUGCGAGGUGUGUGACCGGUGGCUUCACACAGCCUGUGUGGGGCUGCUGAAGGCGUCCUCCAAGAUGCUCAAUCACAAGAACAUCGUGUUUUUGUGCGAUGAGUGUCUAGAGGACGCCAAGGAGAGGAUGAAGGACAGGAAGGACAAGACUGAUAAGGCGUCACAAACCGAGACAAGUGAGACCAGCAGCAAAGACACUCAGACUGUGCACGCCCCGAAACCCCAACAGGACAAGGCCAUGCAGACGGAGAGAGUGAGUGAGCAGCAGCAGCAAAGAAGAGGACCGACCAAGAAGAAGAUGCUAGUGAAAAAGUCCCCAAUCUGCAUCGUUGGGGACAGUAUGAUAAAAAAUACUGAUGCCCUCCUCAGGAGCAAGGUGAGUGGAACCUCACAGGAGUGCCUGAGGGGAGCCAAGAUCCAGGAGAUCAAGAAAAAGGUAAUUGAGAAGACUCAGACAGAAGAAAACGGCCUGCUGGUGAUCCAGGGCAGCGGCAACGACCUGGAGAGGGUCGGCGAAGAAGAGACAGUGAAGGAGGUGGUGGAGGCAGUGAAGGCUGCUGAAGCCAAGAAGAUGUGUGUGGCAGUGGUGGGUGUGAUACGUCGGCCAAGAGAGGGAGAGAGGUAUGAGCGGCUGAGGAGGAGGACAAAUGCCAAGAUCCAGGAAGAAGUGCUGAAGCUGAAGCUGGACUGGUUGAGGAAGAAGAUGGGCAACGUCAGCUUCAUCGACCUGGACCCCGUCUUGAGGGAAGGCAUGGACUUCUUGCCGGAUGGGGUGCACCUCAAUGAGACCUGCAACAAGAGGAUGUGUGGAUGGCUGCGUGAGUGGGUGCGCGCAAGGUCUACGGUGUGUGUAGAUGUGGCCUGAAUGAGGAAUGG